UGGGGCACUGGGAGGGUUGGAGACGUGCUUUGCAUUGGCAGGCUGGUGAGGACACGUGUCUUCUCAUCAUCCUCCUCCUCGUCCUCUUCCUCCUCUCCCCCCUCUGGGCGCCACGGUACCGCAUAGGCAUCAGUAAAGGCACCUGAAAACCUUCAGCCUGCUCCAGGAAACGCUGCCUUCCACCUUAUAACCCAAAAGAAAGCGAUAUCAUAGGCCUUUCUGGAACCUGUGGCUGCCGCUUUGUCGUGCGUAAAGCUUUUGCGCACGCGGGCUGAAACUGAGGUGCGCUACUCGUCUUGAACCAGAGCGCGGUGCCAGGAUGCACAGACAGAGCAGCGACGUCUGAAGGUGACAUGAACCUGAGGAUAAGCGAGAGCAGCAGGCGAGCACUGAACCAGGAGCGGAGAUAGCAACUGAAAACGAUCGGUGUCUUCAAACAAAACUUGCGCCUUUUUUUCCCUCUCGUGGCUUUGUCUAAUGUAGAGAAUCAAGAGCUGCAACUUAAAGUAGCCUCACAUUUUGUUCUGACUGAAGGAGGAAAAACACUAAUUAAGCUGCGGACAGUUGAGACUCAAGAGAGGAGCGAAAAAUGGCGACUUUAAUCAGAGGCAAGCUUUCCAAUAAACUGUCAAAUGCAGCCACGGCUGUGUCCAACAAAUCCCAGGCGAAGGUGAGCGGCAUGUUCGCCAGGAUGGGCUUCCAGGCCGCCACCGACGACGAGGGUCUUGGCUUUGCCGCCUGCGAUGACUUGGACUACGACCACAGACAAGGUAUGCAGAUGGACAUCCUGUCAUCUGAUGAGAUGGGAGGAGAGGCGAGCGGGGACGGCAGUGCGCUGGAGGGAGACAGCCACUACCAGAGGGAUGGAACCGGGCCACCGCACUCCGGCUCAAAGGACGGGGGUCCGAACAACGAGUUGACUGAAGUCAGACCAAGAAUUACCGCUUGGGAGGCGGGCUGGAACGUCACGAAUGCAAUCCAGGGGAUGUUUGUCCUCGGGUUGCCCUACGCCAUCCUGCACGGAGGAUACCUCGGACUCUUUCUGAUUAUCUUUGCCGCCGUGGUGUGCUGCUACACGGGCAAAAUCCUCAUUGCCUGUCUGUACGAGGAGGACGAAGACGGGCAGCUGGUCCGUGUGAGGGACUCCUAUGUGGACAUUGCGAACGCCUGCUGCGCCCCCAGGUUCCCCUCUUUAGGAGGCCACGUCGUGAAUGUAGCCCAAAUCAUAGAGUUGGUGAUGACGUGCAUCCUGUACGUGGUGGUCAGCGGUAAUCUCAUGUACAACAGUUUCCCCAACAUGCCGAUUUCCCAGAAGUCAUGGGCCAUCAUCGCCACCGCCGCCCUCCUGCCGUGCGCCUUCCUCAAAAACCUGAAGGCCGUGUCCAAGUUCAGCCUGCUGUGCACGAUGGCCCACUUCGUCAUCAACGUCCUGGUGAUCGCCUACUGCCUCUCUAGAGCGCGGGACUGGGCCUGGGACAAGGUCAAGUUUUACAUCGACGUCAAGAAGUUCCCCAUCUCCAUUGGGAUUAUCGUGUUCAGCUACACGUCGCAGAUCUUCCUGCCGUCGCUGGAGGGGAACAUGCAGAAACCCAGCGAGUUCAGCUGCAUGAUGAAGUGGACUCACAUCGCUGCCUGUAUCCUCAAAGGCCUCUUCGCCCUGGUGGCCUACCUGACCUGGGCUGACGAAACCAAGGAGGUCAUCACCGACAACCUGCCCCCAACCAUCCGAGCCGUUGUCAACCUCUUUCUGGUGGCCAAAGCUUUGCUGUCGUAUCCGUUGCCGUUUUUCGCCGCCGUUGAGGUGUUAGAGAAAUCGUUUUUCCAGGACGGGGGACGCUCGUACUUUCCAAAUUGCUACGAUGGCGAUGGACGCCUAAAAUCCUGGGGACUGACUCUCCGCUGUGUCCUUGUAGUGUUCACCUUGCUCAUGGCCAUCUAUGUGCCACACUUCGCCCUCCUCAUGGGCCUCACCGGCAGCCUGACGGGCGCAGGCCUUUGCUUUCUGCUGCCUAGUAUCUUCCACCUCAAGCUUCUAUGGAGAAAGCUGCAGUGGCACCAGGUUUUCUUUGACGUCUCCAUCUUUGUUAUAGGAGGUAUAUGCAGCAUAUCUGGUUUCAUCCACUCCAUGGAGGGGCUCAUAGAGGCUUUCAAAUAUAACAUACACGAGUAGAUUGCAAGUCAUUGCUGGAACUAUAUGUUAAACUGCAAACCCCCCCUUCAUUUAGUGGAUAAAAAGUGUAAAAAAAAAAAAAGAGAAAAUAAAUAAAACAAAAAACUUCCCCGCAAACGCAGUCCCUCUGCUUAAUCCAUGCGUAAAAGCGCGCACAGAAUACACGCGGACAUUUACGCACUCAUAUACAGUCUUUGCAUUGAUUCAGAAAAAAAACAUGCGUGCGCACACACACACACAAAUAAGACCGGAGGCAGUGAGGAAAUCGAAUCCAUCCACAACACACACUAUAUGGAGGAUACAUGUUGUAUAAAUAUGCGAUCAAAUAAAGUGCAUCUACAUAUUUUCCAGUGGAGUGAACGUUUACAAUAUUGACCUUAAACAAAAUUGCAAAAAGGGCAGUCUGUCUUGUCUUCGCUCUUGUGGUGCUUCCCCACGCGAGACUUCACUUCAUGUAAUGCUCGAGUUUGUGAUAGACGGACAUUCGACGGUUUAAUGUGUGUCACUGAUGAUCAUUAUCAUUAUAAAGAAAAGGAAAAAAUAAAUAAACGGAACACAAAAGGACACUUCCUUCGAAAUAGGUAAUUUGCAGUAUGAUUAUGGACACGAGUGGGGUGCUGCUUAUUCCAGAAAAGAGAAAAUAACCAGCAGUUGAAACCACAUUUUAAGAAAAACGGUGUGGUUUUUGUUCAUAAAUGAGGAAAUUUGGACCUUCCCCUGGGCAGUUGUUAUUAAAAAUGCAAAACUAGAGAACACAGCAGCAGCUAUACAAACUAUGCAUUGAAUGUAUGAUACUUCAGUCACAAAACAUAAUGAAACUGGGUCUAAAUUUCGAUUCUUCUGUGUGAAAGUGUUAAUGCUUUGGUAUUUUUCCUCAUAAUAUUCGACAUGUAUUAUUUAGUAUUGGCAUUUUAAGCGACAACAAAGUAAUUUACUUCUCCAAGCCCCAGAUCACGGCCCUAAUCUCAGAAAUCCUACACACGCAGUUUUAAAAUAACUUCCUUUUCGUUAACUUGAAAAAAAAAUACGUGGCCUGUUCAGAAAUUACGUUUGAAAUUCGGUGUACGAAUAAAAAAAAGAGAGAUCAUUCAAGAGGAAAAUGUGCAUAUAGACAUUUUUCAUUCUGUGCAAUCCAAUGGGUCCUGUGGAAAUGUUAUAAAACCGUAUGUGUAGUGUUAUUGUGGUUUCAAAAAGAUGGAAUGUAUAUCUCAAAGUCGUUCUCAUAUAUCGUGAAAUUAAUAUUAAAGAAUAAAGAAAUAAGUGAAAUUA
Messenger RNA from Solea senegalensis (Senegalese sole), 3439 nucleotides. It is a transcript of the gene slc32a1, whose product is annotated as solute carrier family 32 member 1. Gene Ontology annotation, cellular component: vacuolar membrane. Lineage: Eukaryota; Metazoa; Chordata; Actinopteri; Pleuronectiformes; Soleidae. Gene Ontology annotation, molecular function: amino acid transmembrane transporter activity. The transcript has 2 exons. The coding region runs from base 590 to 2170 and encodes 526 amino acids. The record is from RefSeq and is a predicted model, not a curated record. Gene Ontology annotation, biological process: amino acid transmembrane transport.